Messenger RNA from Monodelphis domestica (gray short-tailed opossum), 5690 nucleotides. RefSeq names its product BPI fold containing family B member 2 (gene BPIFB2). Gene Ontology annotation, molecular function: lipid binding. The record is from RefSeq and is a predicted model, not a curated record. NCBI's taxonomy places the organism in Eukaryota, Metazoa, Chordata, Mammalia, Didelphimorphia, Didelphidae.
GAUAUCUAAAUUUUCUUCUUCCCUCCUGUCUGUGCCCAAACCAUUAAGAAGGCAAGCAAUAUGACAUCAAUUAUACAUGUGAAGUCAUGCAAAGCAUAUUUCCACAUGUCAUUUAGAAAAAAAAGGCAAUAAAAAGCUAGAAAUAUAAAGAUAGCAAAAAAAAAAAAAAGCUUCUGUCUAUGCUCAAGAGUUCCUCAGAUCUCUCUCCAGAGGGAGAUAGCAUUUUUAAUCAGGUUUCCUUUGGAAUUGUCUUAGAUCACUGUAUUAAUCCAAAUAGCUAAGUCUUUCACAGCUGGUCAAUAUUGCUAUUACAACAUUGCAAUUACAAUAUUAUAAUAUUGUUUCUAUAUUGCUCUUACUGUGUACAGUGUUCUCCUAGUUCUACUCAUUUCACUUUGCAUCAGUUUGUUUAAGUUUUCCCAGGCUUUUCUGAGAUCAUCCGAUUGGUUAUUCCUUAUAGCACAAUAGUAUUCCAUCACAAUCACAUACCACAAUUUAUACAAUCAUUCCCUAAUUAAUAAGCUUUCCCUUAAUUUCCUAUUCUUUGCCACCACAAAUAGAAUGACUAUAAAUAUUUUUGUACAUAAAGGUCUUUUUCAAGGGGGCUUGUGGUUUAAUUGAAUAGACAAUGUGCAAACAACUAUAUACAUAUUAUAUGUUAUUUAUACACAUACAUAUAUAAAUGUAUACAACCAAAGGUAAUCCCUGAGGGAAGGAAUUAAUAGGUGCCCCAUUCCCACACCCACCUCUCCUUGAAUGGACUCCUGUGGAAGUAGGAUAUAAGCACAGUCUUUAUGAUCUUCCAUUUCAAGAUGUCCUUAUAGGAAUACUCAACUCUACUUGAAGCUCCUACUCUACUUUCUUCAGGGGAUUCCAUCCCCUAUUGAGCUUCUACCCAUUGUCCAGUCCUGCCCUUUGAGAUCCAUUCCUUUCCCACAUAAUAGCCUUCCCAAUCAUUGAAGAGUUAUCAAAUUCUCUGAGUUAAACACUCCCAAUUCCUUGAAUUGAUCCUAGCAUAGACUUUAGUCCUCUUACACUCUUAGUCAUCCAUCUCUGCUUAUGUACUUUAGUUUGUCGGUAUCCUUCCUAGAACAUGCUCAGCCUAGUCCCCUAGAAAUUUGCAAUAGCCUUUGCAGGAACCUUCCAGUCCUCAAUCACACCUAUUCCAGGAGGGCCACUGACUCCCUCUGGCUGGCAGAGGAUAAAGGAUGUCAGUGAUCCAUGGGUUACUGUGACAGACAUAACACAAAGGAAAUGGUCGAUUACCUUUGAAUAACUAGGUCUGAGAGGCCCCAGAUCUUUUCCUGCUUUUGUCAUCAGACUCUGUUUGACUUUCUUUUGUCUUCUGAGGGCUUCAUCUGCUUUUGUUGAUUUCAAGAGGAAAUUGUGUGGCUGGCCCAGGAAUUCAGAGGGCACACCUUCCCUCAGGGCUGGUCAUAUCUCCAGGAUGUUGGGCCCUGGGCUGGAGGCUAGGAUCCUGCUACUCCCUCUCUGUCCUAAUGAAGAACCCAAAGAUGGAGGCUUUGUCAAAAUGCACCCCUUUUCCUUUCCUUUGGUAUAUUACAGUGUGAAAGAGCUCAGGAAAUAGCGAGCUCCCUAUCAUGGGAGAUUUCAUGACCACCUAUGAGUGCAUUAUAGUGGGAUUUCCUUCUCUGCUAUGGGUUGGAUGGACCAAAUGCCCUUGGUAGUUUCUUGAAGCUUUGGGCUGCUUUGAUUCUAAGAUCUUUGAACUUUAAAUUGGAAAAUCUGACUCAACUACUUAUUAAUUGUAUGAUUUUGAGUAAUUCACUCUUUCCACUAGGCUGUUUAUUCUUUUGUAUAAUAGUCUGUCAGUUAAUCAGUAAACAUUUAUUGAGUACCUACUAUGUGCUAAAUGCUGGAUGGUAGCAUUUUCUUUCCAUUCCUUUCAGGAUAGGUAAGGGUCAGCUGAGAUAGUUGAUAUAAAGUGCUUUGAUAUAACAAAAUACUUUUAAAAAUUGGGCAAUCAAUUCCCCCCUUCUCCCCUAAAGUCUGGCAUGGGACUUUCUCUCUGGCCUUAAAUCUGGGGAAAUCUGGAGUAUGGCGUUCUAUGGGGGAAAGAUUGGUUGCCAGUAGAUGUGGGUUCUCAUUAUGGUUUGUUGUAUUACCUUGGACAAAUAAAUCACUUCCCCUACUGUACAGUGAGGAAGAUGGAUUAAGUAGAAUCGAUUAUAGCUGUGAUGUUCUAUGAUACCCUGACAUACUCUUUUACUCAGUGGCACAGGUGGGGCUCAACUCUUUCCAGGAUGCCUUGAAGAUGCAACUCACUGAUUUCCUUUACUAUCAAAGAGGUCACCUCCAACGGAUCCCGGUCUUUAUGCUUGAGAAUGAUAUUUCCCACUUGUCCCUGAAACUUAUACCUAAUUAUGGGAUUCACCUGUCAACUUCUGGCCAUGUGGGAAUGACCUUUUUUUUAGAGAGGAAUCUCCAGAAACUAAGAGUGGGUAUUACCACUGAAGCAGAUAUAGUCAUUUCUCAAGCCGCCAUAGGAACACUUGUUCUGGGUAUUUCUCUCUGCAACACCACGAUUGAGGAAGUCAACCUUACCUACAGUGAAGAUGGGUCAAAAGAAAUAUGGAACUCUAUUCAUGGAUAUAUUAAGGCUAUCUUACCUCAUAAGCCAUGUUCGAAGCUCUCUUUCCUGGUUGAAGGACUGAAUGUUUAUAUGGGUACCCUGAUAGGUCUCCGCACUAUUGGCCCUGAAUCCCAGAUCAGCUAUUCUUUGACCCACCCACCCACCAUCACCAAAGACUAUAUAUCCCUGGCUAUCAAGGCCACCUUCGUCCUGUUGGGCAAGCCGAUUGUUUUCCCUCCACCUCCGUCCUCCUUCUCCCUGCCUCAACAAGUGGGCUCUAGUACUGCCAUGAUUAACUUUGGACUUUCACAAGGUCUAUUUGACUCAAUCCACUUCCUCAUGCAGAAGUCUGGGUCCAUUAAUUUAGACAUCACAGGCCAGUUGAACUCUAAAAAUAAUCAGCUGACCACAUCAGUACUGGGGAACCUGAUUCCUGAGGUCCUCCGUCAAUUCCCGAAUUCCAUGCCCUUAGUGUUAAAGGCCCGGGUCAAUGCUGAGCCCAUCGUCACAAUCCACAACAACCAAACAUCCUUGUGGAUCCAGUACCUUCUGGAUGUCUUGGCUGUCUCCUCCAACUCGGCCUUCAAGUCUCUCUUCUCUCUGGAUAUGGCUGUGGAUCUGGCGCUCAACAUUUUUAUGUCUGGAGGGAAGCUGCAGGCUAAUGCAUCUCUUCAGAAGGACAUCGAGUUCAAUGUGACCUCCUCCAAUGUGGGCGUUUUUGAUCUGUUGGGGGUGAAACCUUUACUGAGAUCUGCGGUCAAAGAACCUCUGACAGAGCACCUAAAUGCACUCUUUGGCUUGGGAGUUACUCUUCCCACCAUUGCUAAAGCAAAUUUCAUCUCCCCUCAAGUCUUUGUGUAUGAGGGUUAUAUCGUGGUGUCCUGUGGACUUCAUUUCCAGGAUUGAUCACAGAGAAGAACAUGCAGUUACGAGAGGCUGCUGAGCAGGACAAGCUGUGCUUAGCUGGACUUCUCUUGUUUGGCUGUUCUAUAUAUUGGAUGAAUAUCAAACCCAAUAUUUCUUUAAUGCUCUGAAACUUGUUUUAAUUUUUCUCAGCUAUAUAGUUGUAGGGUUAACACUGGCCUGAAUUUUUUCCUUUUUUUCUGUGAUCUCCUCUGGAGGAGGACCACAUAGCCAGAUGGACUGUAAGGAUGCUCCUACCUCUUCCCCAUCCUGUAGUAAAUAAUUCCUCUAGUGUACCAAUUUCCAGGCCCGGUCCACUGAGGUCUUAAUGUCUUGAGAUCAAUUGUCAUGAACGUUUCUUCUUCUGGGAUCACAUUGCCCAAUGCAUUUUUGAUUCUUUGGCUGAGUCAUGAAGUAGCAGCAAUGUCUUUUUAGCAGCCUUGGUAUACGUAGAACCAUCCUAGAUACACUGGCAAUGUGAAAGAAACAGAAAACCCAAGACCCAUUGAUGAAAAUGGGCAAAAAGGUGAUUGUCUUUGGGGGCCCAUCAAGACGUCUUCUCUUUAGGAAGAAAUUGUGUAAGGGACUGAAUUUAAGGUUCAAAGAAUGGAACCUGGAGAAAGGGACACCAGAGGGAAGGGGGGUGGCAUGAGCAAUGACCUUAAGUACUUGAAGGACUGUCAGCAGUGAGAUAUGGAAGUUAAAAAAGCCAAUAUCCUCUGAGGCUGCAUUGAACGUAUCUAUAGUGUUGGAGGUAUGUUUGCCUGCCGUCUGUCCUAGUCAGAAUCUGAUCCCUAGUCUUAUGCUCCAUUCUGGAUGCCACAUUUUAGGAAGAACAUUGAUAAUUUCAAGAACUUUCAGAGGAGGAUAACCAGGGUGAGGAAUGACCUUGAGAUCAAACCACAGAAUGACACAUUGAAGGGCUUUGGGUCAUUUAGGCUAGAAAAGAGAAGUUUCAGGGUGAUUAUAAGAGAGAUGUCAAGAAUUCGAAGAGCUGCUAUAUAGAAACCCUGUUCUACUUGUCCCCCAGAAGCAGACCUAGGAGUGAUGGAUAGAACUGGCAGAAGCAGAUUUUUGAUUCACUCAACUUAGUUAAAGCAGAUCUAUCUAAGAUGGGCAUAGCCAGCCUUGGGAAGUCUUCAAGGAUAGGCUGAAUGACUACUCACCAAGAAUGUUGCAGAGGAGAGUCUGUGAUAUUAAGAUGGUUAGAGCAAGAGGAAGCAAGAAGCAAAGGAAGACUCCUGGCUACCAGGAUAUGGGCUAUUGAAUUUAUUUUAGAAGAUGUUACUCAUUCAUGCCUGAAAUAAUUCAUUCUUUAAUAAUAAAAUGAUUAUCAUAGCAGUCAUAAUGUAGUUGGACUCAAUAAAUAUAAAAUUCAUAAUGUUCACAAAGUCAAGAAAGAGACUAAAGGCUUUGACUUUAAAUCUGGAAGACACAUUGGAUCCAUGGAUGAAGGCAGUACUCACAAAUACCUUGAUUUUUUUCAGAUAAAAGUCAAUUAAAGCCUAAAACUAUCAAAGAGAAAUCUGUGGCUGAACAUGCUGAGACUUAUUGGCAUCCUGAAAUCAAUGUUAAAUGGAAAAAAACGUGUAAAACAAUGAAUAUCUAAGUAAUAUCAUCUACAAUGUACCUAUUUGGAAUUGUAAAACUAUAAAACAGCCCAAGAUCUGUGAGUUAACCCUUUUAGAAUUAGGGGGAGGAAAAUGAGGCUUACUGGUCCCCAGGGGGUUAGAGCCUAUCUGUUUGGCUUCAUGAGCCUUGUGCGCUAACUAACCACAGAGGAAAGAAGUCUGGGUAAUUAGACUAACGGGGAUGAAAUGCUCCAAAUUAGGGUGUCACCUGAACCUUGACCUAUGGUUCCUAUUCUGUCUUUUCUUGGAAUGACUCAAUUGAAGAUGCUAUAGAGGAGCCUCCCGCUUUAAGUAAUAAAUGGAAUGUAAUAGAUGAUUAUAUUCCAGUCUAGAAUACUAAGAUUAUAGUGGGGCAGUGAGGAAUUGAGCCUAGGUCAUUGAAUUUCCCACUCAAAUUUCUUUUUCUAACUACCAGUUUCCCAGAAAAGCUUUGGUUAUUAUUUGUAGAAAGUUUAAACUUGUGGAACUUAUUUAUUUCAGUUUGCUAUCUGCCUCCCAAGAAAGAACUGAUGGACUCUCAAUGCAUAUUGAAGCAUAUUUUUUAAAACUUCAUUUUUCUUGGA